AUGUCGUUGACAGCCGAGAGAAACGAACAGUUCUCGGAGCGCGAGUACUGGGAGCAACGGUAUGCGGACGAGAGCGAGCAGGAUUUCGACUGGUUCAAGACGUACGAUGACCUCAAAGAUGUAUUCGAUGACCUGAUCCCAAACCGCACCGCGCGCAUCCUCAUGCUCGGCUGUGGCAACUCGACCCUCUCUCCCAGCAUGCACACCGCCGGCUACACCAACAUUGUCAACAUCGACUAUUCGACCACGCUCAUCCAACGCCUCACCGCCCGCUUCCCAGACCAAACCUUCCUUGUCCAAGACAUCACCACCCUUCACCAUCCUUCUUCCCUCACACUCCUCGGCGGCGCUGCGUCUUUCGACGUGGCACUGGACAAGGGCACCAUGGACGCGCUCAUGGCCGAGGGCCGCGGCGCAUCCCCCUGGAACCCGGGCGAGAAGGUGGUCCGCGACGUGAGGCAGAUGCUGAAGGGCGUGGAUACCGUCUUGAGGCCCGGUGGCAAGCUGAUUUAUAUCACCUUUGGUCAGCCCCACUUCAGGAGGCGGUGGCUGGAGGAGGUCGACGGUUGGCACGUCGAGACAAGGACACUCGGCGACAUGUUUCACUACUUUGUAUACGUCGCUACCAAGAAGGCAUAG
Sporisorium graminicola is the source of this 639-nucleotide messenger RNA. RefSeq lists its product as uncharacterized. The record is from RefSeq and is a predicted model, not a curated record. The transcript is spliced from 3 exons. Bases 1 to 639 code for a protein of 212 amino acids. Lineage: Eukaryota; Fungi; Basidiomycota; Ustilaginomycetes; Ustilaginales; Ustilaginaceae.